AUGAGCUCGAACACCAUUUUGAAGGAAGAUGAGAGUCAGCACUUCUCACCGUACAGAGCAGAUGGCAAGCUGUAUGGCUUUGUGUGCAUAGUUACAGGCGCGACACAAGCAAUUGGCAAGGCCAUUGUCCAUGAGCUGGCAGCUCACGGUGCCGCUUGUAUCUACGCCUGCUCCAACCUUCCCUCCGACCCAUAUCAAGAACUCGCCGAUGAAGUCAACGCGCUCUGGCCAAACACAAAGGUCAUCGGCUACCCAUACGGCUUGAAAGAGGAGGAUACCUUGACUUUGAUCGACGAUACUUUCGAGACCAACAGCAUGGCACCCUUCUUCGCACUCAAGUACGCACCUCCCGCCAUGGCAAAAACAACACCCAAAGGCAACUAUGCCAAUGCUGCUCCCAAAGAUGUAGCUUAUGGUAGCAUCAUUGUCGUUUCCUCAGUUGCCAGCACCUAUGGCGGCUGCUGGGGUCCCGCCUUCACAAUGUCAUCUCACGCCGCACUCGGUGUCGUUCAUUCUGGCGUGGCUGUCUUGAAAGGCAGUAACGUGCGUAUCAAUGCCAUCAGCCCUGGUCAGAUUGAUGUAGGAGUCAGCUUGCAGGGUAUGGAUAUGAGAGGACUCAGCAAUCAGCUGCCACCCAGUGAUCUGCAGACCGAAGAGGUCAGGAGAAAGAUUGUAGGGUUGGAGAGGUCAGGCACUGCCAAAGAGGUUGCGAGGGUGGCUGGAUUCUUGGCAUCUGGCUUUAGCAGUUAUAUUACUGGUAGUAAUAUGGUUGUUGAUGGAGGUGCGUCGGUCAUGAAUCCGCUCACCGUUCCAGUCUAG
Aureobasidium uvarum is the source of this 819-nucleotide messenger RNA. The record is from the annotation of a GenBank genome assembly. Lineage: Eukaryota; Fungi; Ascomycota; Dothideomycetes; Dothideales; Saccotheciaceae.